AUUAUCGGGAAAGUAUAAGGAUUGAAAAAGGGCUCAGAUAAUAUGGCAUCCCUAUUGAGAAAAGUGAUCACUUCAUUGAAAUCUCCAGCACCUGUUGGAGGAGCACCGUAUAAUCAAGCUAUAGUCUUCAACGACGUGGUAUACCUAUCUGGGGUAUUAGGAAUGGACAUAAAAUCCAACAAAUUGGUAGAAGGGGGUGCAGCCGCAGAAGCUAAACAGUCAUUGAAGAACAUUGGACAUAUAUUGGAAGCAGCAGGCUCGUCUUACACUAAUGUUAUCAAAAGUACGAUUAUGUUGAGGGACAUUGAGGAUUUUGGAACUGUGAAUGAGGUCUACAAACAAUUUUUCAAGAAGGAUUUCCCAGCGCGAUCCACUUACCAAGUAGGGAAACUGCCACUGAAUGCUGCUGUGGAAAUUGAAGUUAUAGCUGCAAUUGGAGAUGUGAAGACUGUUACAUCGAAAUAUUGACCUACUGAUUAUGAAAGUCAUCACUCGCAUAUGGGCAGGUACCUAUUUCAUAUUUAUAUAAUGAGUGUGUAAAUUAGAGUGAAUAAUCGAUAUGUGAUACUCCUUCAUUAAUAUUAUUAAAAUUUGUUUAGUGAAUCU
Molecule: messenger RNA, 606 nt
Organism: Phaedon cochleariae (mustard beetle)
Lineage: Eukaryota; Metazoa; Arthropoda; Insecta; Coleoptera; Chrysomelidae
Source: the annotation of a GenBank genome assembly